UACACUAGAGAUGGGCUUUCCAGUUGGGCGCGAAUCACGACGUUUGUUGCUUACCUUACUGUUGCAGUGUGUCCUUGCGUGCAAUACGGCUGAGGUAAUAGCGAAUGAUAGCGAAAGUUGCCUGAAUGGUGAUGGAUUCUGCGUGCCGGAUUAUCUGUGUGACAACGGACGAAUCAUUUUAUACGGCGAGGAAUUAAUAGACGUACGUGUGGGCGUUAAUCAGCAAUGCUCGCCAGGGUUAGUGUGUUGCCAAGAGGAGUCGUACAAUCCCCCGCUCCAAGUGGACCUUAAUCUAGUGGACAGCGAUAAUGAGAGUUUUUGUGAAGGAAUGUGUGUACCGUCUGCUAAGUGCCCAGAGUUUAACAGUGAAUCAGUUGGAAGUGUUGAUUUGCGCUUCAAUAGUGGAAUAUGUCCUUCAAAUCAGAUAUGCUGUAGAUUCGCUACUGGAGGAUGCACGGAUGGUGUUUGUACACCAAUUGAACAGUGUGAACAAGCCGACGCUGGCAUUAAUCUCAGAUUCAACGAACAAAAUUGUCCUUUCAACCACGUUUGUUGUAAGAGUCCCUACCAAACGACAGAACAGAGUUCUACCUGCAAAGGCGAAUGUGUUCCACUAUUCCAGUGUAAGCAAAUGUUAUCAGCGAGCAGUCUGAUCAACCUUAGAAUUUCGGACGAAUGUCCUCCUGGUCAAGUGUGCUGUGAAGAUGCAGCUCCACCAGCAUGCGCCGGAACAUGCACGGAUGGCGAGUUUUGCGCGGAUUCGCCUCCGCUUGUAAAUUUACGCUUUAUGGAUGAUGCUUGCCCCGGAAACCAAAUUUGCUGCUUGAAUUUGAAACCAGCUCGAAAUUUGUCGAAGAAAUGCGACGGCGAAUGUGUCUCUGCGGAUCUAUGUCCGGGUGCAAAACUUACUCAAAGCGAUAGCAUGAAGUGUCCUUCCGGUCAAGUUUGUUGCGAACUUCUUGAGGACAUCAAUCGAUGUGAAGGAACUUGCGUCUCCCAACAAGAGUGCGAUGAUGUUUCAUCUAAGCUGGAAAUCUCUAGUCAAAAGUGCCCGAAAAAUCAAGUUUGCUGUAAAAAUAAGAAAUCAACUCCCCAUAGCUGCGAUGGACAGUGCGUUGCUCUGCAUAGCUGUCCUAAGAUGGCACAGAGUAGCUCAAUAGAUUUGCGUUUUUCAAAUGCUUCGUGCCCUGCAAAUCAAGUUUGCUGUAACAUGUCACUCGUAGUAGAAUCUUGUGAUGGGGUAUGCAUUCCCGCAGAAGACUGCGCAGAUUCAAAUACGUCACUAAUCAACCUAAGAGCCAUUUCUGGUAAUUGUCCUUUGAAUACGCAAUGUUGUAAACAUCCAGUUGCUACUUCAGAGAGAGCAAUUGUAAAUUGCACCUGUGUUCCAUUUGAACAAUGCACGGAUGUUGAUCUCCAAAAUGCCAUGAUAAAUUUGCGAGCUACUAGCUUCAAUUGUCCACAUAAUCAAAUUUGUUGUAAACAACCGCAGAAAACUGAAUGCAAGGGUAUGUGCAUCCCAUUUAACCAGUGCCAAACUCCAGUUCACGAAAUAAAUUUGAGAUUCACAGAUAACAGCUGCCCAAAGAAUCAAAUUUGCUGUACGGACACUAGAACUAGUCAGGCAAUUGUUCCGCUGACAACGAGUUGCGAAGGAAUCUGUGUAGUUGCGUCGCAAUGCGCUAGGACCGGUUCAAUUGAUCUUAGAUUGAUGGGAGAAGGAUGUCCAAUAGGGCAGAUCUGUUGUAGUCAACCCAUAGCUCUACCAAUAUCCAAAUGCAACGGUCGUUGUAUACGGAUUGAGCAAUGUCCGCAGUAUGAUAAAGCGGCAAUGAUCAAUUUGCGGUUUACUAGUGACGGUUGUCCUUUUGAUCAAGUUUGCUGCCAGAGUUCAUUACCUCCCGGAAAGUGUGACGGUGUAUGCACGCCAAACGAAAACUGUGAUGAUAAUCUGCCAGCUGAUUCCAUUAACUUGCGUAACUCGUAUGCUUACUGUUCAGAUAAUCAAAUUUGCUGUAAAAAACUAAAAACUUUUUUAGUUGAAGAAUGUCAAUGUGUUCCCGUUCAGCAAUGUAGUAACCGCACAGAUGCUUCGAGUGAAAUAAAUCUACGAAACACUUUCAAUAGAUGUCCAGCAGGCCAGAUAUGCUGUACCAAUUCAGAUACUCUUGGAGUAACUUCACCAAGGUCGAAAAGCACUUGCGAUGGAAGGUGUGUUUUUAAGCAAUACUGUCCCGAACUCGCAGAAAAUCCGAACGAAAUAAAUCUUCGACAAAAUGACGACCGCUGUCCUCGAAAUCAAAUUUGCUGUAGAAAACCGCAAUUGUCUAUUCCAUCUACAGAUCUGUUCACACACUCUAUUCCAGGCAUCUUUUUAAUGCCAUCAGCAGGGCCAGCAUCAUGGAGCUUGGAAGAAAAGUCGCAAGCAGGUUCAGAUACGUGCAGCAUGAACAGUGAUCCGAGAACUUCUGUCCUUGAGAAACGUGACGUCCCAUGGUUGGCUAGCAUCUGGAGUCGACAUACAAUUUUGGGCAUUGAAAAAUCUCGAUAUGAAUGCGUUGGUUCCUUACUUAAACCGAAUUUAAUACUCACUUCCGCCGAUUGUUUAGCUAACCUUAAGGCUGAUCAAAUCUACGCUAGAAUUGGAGAUUUCAACCUCAAACCAUUAAACACUCUUUCAAAGCGAAGGGAGUACGCCAUUGCAGCAAUAUCAAUCCACCCGGAUUAUAAAGCUCAAUCAGGACAGGCUAACGUUGCCGUGCUAACAUUAAGUAAAAACUCGACCAGUAAAAGCAGUGUGUGUCUAUCGCAGUACUCUGAGAAAGCCUCGGAUUCUGACUGCUUCCUGAUCGGGUGGAGUAAACUAGCGAUAACGAACGAUGACAUCGCAAACGCUGUCCCCGAAAAGCAUUUGCUCAAGUUAGAAACUGCGCAGCCAAACUGUCCGGAAGAGUUGCUCUGUACUGACCGCGUUCAGUCCGAAGUGAACUGUGACAGCUUUCAAGGAACCCCGCUGGUAUGUUUCGCCCAGGGUAGUCGUAGUUGGAAACUGUUCGGGAUUGCCACUGGAGCAAGUACACGGUGUGACCGAUCGGCGAUCCCGAACUCCUUGACCUCUAUUGGUGCCUAUGAAAUGUGGAUAAGAGAACAAAUAUCACCCAGUUUUAUGCAAAUACCAAUGGUGCCAAAGCCGAAUCGAUUGUACCUGCCGGCACUGCCGUGAUUCUAAGCCUGGGAAAAAAAAUCACAAGAAGGUUGUAUGCAAAGCCACGACCGCAAGGUUGAAGUAGAAUACUUAUACAAGAAAGAUAACCUGGCUGCUUGCGUGUCAGUCAUUUUUUCUAGUAAAUAAACGUUGACCGUUCAUUGGCAGUAUUGUAA
Molecule: messenger RNA, 3381 nt
Organism: Wyeomyia smithii (pitcher-plant mosquito)
Lineage: Eukaryota; Metazoa; Arthropoda; Insecta; Diptera; Culicidae
Product: atrial natriuretic peptide-converting enzyme-like
Exons: 2
Coding region: 11-3223 (1070 amino acids)
Biological process (GO): proteolysis
Molecular function (GO): serine-type endopeptidase activity
Source: RefSeq, a predicted model, not a curated record